Molecule: messenger RNA, 800 nt
Organism: Onychostoma macrolepis
Lineage: Eukaryota; Metazoa; Chordata; Actinopteri; Cypriniformes; Cyprinidae
Gene: map1lc3c
Product: microtubule-associated protein 1 light chain 3 gamma
Exons: 4
Coding region: 55-453 (132 amino acids)
Biological process (GO): autophagosome assembly; cellular response to nitrogen starvation; macroautophagy
Cellular component (GO): cytosol; autophagosome membrane; autophagosome
Molecular function (GO): ubiquitin protein ligase binding
Source: RefSeq, a predicted model, not a curated record
CUAGUGCGCUUCACGAGUAAUUAGUGCGCGCGCAGGUCAGAUUGGAAACGCAACAUGCCUCCGCUGGAGAACACGCAACUUCCCAAACCUUUCAAACAGAGGAAGAGUUUAGCUACGAGGAAACAAGAGGUGUCGGGAAUCCGAACUAAGUUUCCGACUAAAAUCCCGGUGAUUAUCGAGCGAUAUCAGAGAGAGAAGUACUUGCCGCCUCUGGAUAAGACCAAGUUCCUCGUGCCUCAGGAGCUCACUAUGACCCAGUUCGUGACCAUCAUCAGGAAUCGAAUGACCCUGAUGCCCAAUCAAGCUUUCUACCUGCUGAUCAAUAACUCGGGCAUCGCCAGCAUGUCUCUGACCAUGGCUCAGCUCUAUAAGGACCAUAAAGAUGAAGACGGCUUCCUCUACAUGACGUACGCUUCACAGGAGAUGUUUGGACACUGUGAUAAUAACAGGUGACGUGUGUCCAGACGACGUCGGGGGGGGGGGUUUGGCGUGUCCAAGAGGUCUCAUUUACUUCACUGAACUGUGAUUAAGUAUUUAAGUCUUUGUAUAUAAUGCUAGCUUUUUAGAUAUACUAUUCUUUUCUAAUGUAUGUGGUUUCUUUUUUUUUUUUUUAAUCGAGUAAUAAAAUUUCUAAUUCAUGCAUCGGUCACUAGAGGGAGAUGUCUGUUCAUUUCAUAUGCUGCAGAAGUGUCCUCAAAUAUGCCUGACUAAUAAAACUGAAUGUCAAUCUUUCAUUGGUUAAUCAUGUGGUGAUAGAAAAUAAAGGAUAUUGUUUGUUUGAUGCUGCACACUGUUUCGUU